Molecule: messenger RNA, 1506 nt
Organism: Cyclocybe aegerita
Lineage: Eukaryota; Fungi; Basidiomycota; Agaricomycetes; Agaricales; Hemipholiotaceae
Source: the annotation of a GenBank genome assembly
AUGGUGUGUGGCACUAAAUGGGUUUUCGGCGACGUCCAACAUCCACACAACGAGAGGAAGAGCACCGAGGCGACGGUGCAAUCACACACAACAAGCAGGCUCAGGGCGAAUGAUGUGUCAGAAGAACAAUCGCGUUUCUAUGCAAGCUUAUCAACUCAACUCUCCGUCACCUCCCCUCCACCUCCAUCCUCUUCAUUCGUUGACUCAACGAUGUCACUUGACGGAAUUUCUUUGGCCUUGGAGAUUGCGAGCCGCAUAGAGGCCCAGACAGACAAAUCUAAGAAGAAUAAAGGAAAGCUGCGACACCUCUCACUUCAAGCCCUAGCCGUCGCAGACGAUAUACGAGAACAUUAUGCGCUUCUUGAAAAGCAAAAUGUCGUGCUCCCAAAAAGCAUGGUUGAUACCAUUUCUCAGCUUGAAUUAAUUCUCGGAAAGAUUCUCAGAGUGGUAGAAAAAGAACAAUCACGAACGCGGUUCAAGUCCUGGUUAAGGGCGUCGAGCCAAGCAGACAAAUGUAUGUUGCUCAGCGAGGAGCUAGCUGCAUGCGCUACACGUUUUGGGAUGGUAGCAAAUCUACAUAUUUUGGGACAAACGAGAGUGAUUAGUGUGAGGCAGGAUCAAAUUGCUGCUCGCGAUGGAGAAUUACUUCGGACUCUUGUGACCAAGAGCACUUCGUUGCCAGCCGUGAAGCAGUACCAAGUGGUGGAGAAUGUAGUUGGAGGGGCAUCUAUGGUUUUCUGUUCAGGACUGGAUAGUUCCCAGAGAGAAGGCCAUUCCCAUGUGGACGACUUCUUAAUCGAAGAAAGACAGGGCUUCGAAGGUUUUCUUGGUUGCCUUGAGCAAACCCUCACCACCCGGUGUGAAGUUCUAUCUCCUCUCCAGGAGACAUUCACGUUCUUUCUACAGCACCUAGAAUCACGCCAUCAAGGACUUGCAAUAUGCUAUGCGGCGACAGAGACCUUCGUUGUAGAAUAUGCAGAUGAACUCAAAGUUUGCGCGUGUGUGGCUGUUCUCAAGGAGGACUAUGAUUUGCGACCAAACUACGAUGAUCGGGUGGGGAACUUUGCUCGAUGCCGCAAAGACUUCCUAUUCGAGUUCACCUUGUUGACGGUCACUGACACCCAUACGUCGCCUUCGGAUUGGAUAAAAGUUCAAGGACUUGCCAACCAUUUCCAGAGGGAGCGCAUUGCAUAUGCUCUAUGGGACCUGGGACGUCUCCCUCCAGCGUCGCAUAUACCUGAUAGCGACUCAUUUCGGUGGAUCAGACAGCGCAUCUCCACCAUACCAACUGUAUCUGGGGAACGGGUAGUGGUUGACGUAGAAUCGGGAAACGAUAAUUACCCCUUCAGGCGUUUCCACCAACUGAAUGCUCGCAUAGCGCAUCCGUCAAAUGCCAGGUGUCGCCUCGACUUGAUCCAGCAUCUAGACAACGAAAUUCGGCUCGUGUGUGAAGAAACCAACGAAGAAUGGUUCAUUUCGGUAAUCCACCACCAGACACUCCCAUGA